CCCGCCUCCCAUCCGCAUUAGUUGAUUUACACUACAUCUCUGAAUACCCAGCUUGUGCUACCUACCGAUUUUCUCUGCGGGGGCCAACAUCCAGCUAGCCUAGGACGACAAGGGAACACUCCGCAAAUAUCACCAUCGUACAGGCAGAGUUAUCAAGAGGGACCUGCUACAACUUCAAUUGCACUCUACAGCGUCAACAAUACCGACGUCAAGAUGGAGCAUCUACACCGCGAACUCCCACUCCGGGCAGCCCCUCAGGAGUCACAACUAUCAACACCAGAACUGCGGCCAUCCUCCCCCUCACGCUCAUCAACCGGCAGCAGCACCCGGUCUCGCAAAUCCACGCUCACCCUCGACCUCACCAACCUCCCCCCGCUUGUCAAGCCAACGCCGCCAUGCAACACACUGAUCUUCACCAACCUUCAAUCCCGCGACAUCUUCCGCCCAGACAAUCUCCAGACCAUCCGCGACCUCAUCUCUCAAACAGCCCGUAUCCACGCCUUCUCCCCAUUGAAGUCGCUCAACCGCAUUGUCGUGUCCUUCUACAGCGACGCCGACGCCAUCGCAGUGCGCCAGGUCUGGGACGGCGAAGCCGUCAUGGGCGAUCGGUGCCGCGUGUACUUCGGCCAGCCGACACCCCUGACCACACUGGCGGACACCCACCUCGCGCUGCCUGACGCAGGCAAGCUCUUCUUCAUCUCGCCGCCGCCGAGCCCGCCGCACGGGUGGGAACAAAAGAUGGAGGACGCGCCCAACAAGAUGGUGCACGCGGAUGAUCUGGCCGAAGCACUGGCGAAGCUGAGGCAUCACCAGAACCAGAGCAACGACGGCAUGACGAUGGGCUCCCCCGUAUCGCCAGCUGAGAGUGGUAGUGGCAAGGGGCGGAGUCGUAGCUCGACGCUGGUCUUCCAGCCGACUCCCGGUUCAGGAGCCAGCCCGAACCUGCCGUGUGUCAUUAUCGACGACAUGACGGAUGAGCCGGAAGAGAUGUCUCCGGUUGCGCCACCGAAGCCGAUCAUGGCGCAUACGGCGCGCCCGCCGGUCGAGUUGAUGCACGAUGCCUGAAGGCGGAACUGAAGCGGAAAUUACAUUCUAUUACUCUUUUCUUUUCCCACUGCCCUUUUUCUCUCGCUGUUUGGUCAUUCUCUGCAUUAAUCUGGCUAUCGGCACAUGUUGGUUGUUACACAAGACAUCACGGGAUCGGUUUGGGGCUCAUGGAGAACGGCAGUUGGCGUUGGGUGCUUGUGCAUGUGCGAUAGGGGAGCCGUCGCAAACGGUAUUACUUAUAUUCUACGGCAGCGUUGGAGGUCAUGGGUAAAAAAGCAUGGUCAUGUUGCAUGCACAAGUGGGAUUACACAGAGAACAGUAGCUCUAGCUCGAUGUCGGAUGGGUAGAAGAGUGGUGAGCGCGUUCAGUUCAUUCGCUCUGGCGUUUUAUGUGAUAGCAUUGUGUCGUGAGACAGCAAAUCUAAGAAGAAACAGAAGAGCUCCGGAGCCCUCCCAUCUA
Chaetomium strumarium is the source of this 1506-nucleotide messenger RNA. RefSeq names its product Calcipressin-domain-containing protein. The coding region runs from base 214 to 1065 and encodes 283 amino acids. Lineage: Eukaryota; Fungi; Ascomycota; Sordariomycetes; Sordariales; Chaetomiaceae. The record is from RefSeq and is a predicted model, not a curated record. The transcript has a single exon. Gene Ontology annotation, cellular component: cytoplasm; nucleus. Gene Ontology annotation, biological process: calcium-mediated signaling. Gene Ontology annotation, molecular function: calcium-dependent protein serine/threonine phosphatase regulator activity; nucleic acid binding.